AUGGGGGAUGUUGCACAUUCCGAUUCGCAGAAUGAGUCCACUGAGGUAAAGUGUUCGUCAACAAAAGUGGCACCUUUGGAGGAUGGAAAAAAAUCAGAGCAACAAGACGAAAAUACCUUAGUUAACUCUAGGGUGGCGAGGCUGAGUAUCUGUGAAGGAAAUGCUAUCACAGACGACAUUAUUCUUAGUCUGAAAAGUAAGGAUAAAGUAGAUCAGGAUGCGGAUUCGACCAAUGGAAGCACUGACUCUCAGGGAAAGCGCACUAAAACGUCUAAAAGAAGAAGAAGAUCCAGUGCUGCUGUCCCGGGACCUGGAAAGUUAAAGCCGGCUCCUAAACACAGUGCUUCGGGCACUAUACAAGUCAAGAAGAAGAAGAAGAUUUUGAAGCCACUGCUGGAGGUUAGAGACCGCCUUGAUAGGAAAAUCAAUGUAAGAGAGCUGAGAGAUUUAGUUGUAUAUGCGAUGGAUGGGAAUAACAACGCUCCAAAGUGGGUGACAAUCGAGAAUAGGAGUGCAAUACAAAAAGUGAUCGUUCUGCUUGUUCCUGGUUUGCAGGUCGAGGAUUUUAAUCUCCCCAAAGGCUCGAAAUUCAGUGAGAGUAAAGAACAGUUACGAGAAUCUCAUCUCAAAGGUCUGAAUGACCCAACCAUAAUAAAAGAGUUGCAGGCCUUUCCUGUUUCUGCUCCUGGGUCCAAUACUUCACUUUUUUCAGCUUACAAUUCUUUUGUGAACGUACAGCUUUCCAAGAACGAGAAGAAAAAGCGUAGAGAGGAGCUUGAAAAUAGGAAAAUUACUAUAAAUGAUCUACUUAUGAGUGUUGAUGAUUUGCUUGAAAAUGACUAUCCAAUCCACAUGGAAACCGCUGGUCUGACUGACGAACUGCGGAAUGAACUCACUCAGAGAUACGAAGAACAACCCGUCAAAUAUUUACCAACUCUAAGUUUUGAACACGAGGGCUCUCAUAUAUUUGCCCUAGAUUGUGAAAUGUGUCGGGCGGAGGAAGGACUAGUGUUGGCAAGAGUAAGCAUUGUAAACUUCAAUUUGGAAGUGGUUUAUGAUAAACUUGUCAAGCCUAGUGUUCCAAUCAUAGAUUAUAUGACAAGAUACAGCGGAAUAACUGAGGAGAAACUAUCGGAUGUAACUACCACUUUACAAGAUGUUCAGCAUGAUAUUUUGAAAAUAGUCGGCACAGAAGAUAUACUUAUAGGUCACUCACUUCAGAGCGAUUUUGACGUCCUACAGAUGAGACACCCGAAGGUCGUCGACACAGCGGCUAUAUUCGACCACAAGGCUGGACCACCAUUCAGACCUGCGUUGCGUUAUCUGGCAUCCACUUUUUUGAACGACGAUAUACAGAAUGAUAACGGUCUAGGUCAUGAUUCCAUCGAAGAUGCCACAGCUUGUAUGAAGCUUGUCAAGGCGAAGAUCGCUAACGGCAUGGGAUUUGGUCUAACGAUCAACACUGAGAAUUUGUUCAAUAAACUAUCCAAAGUGGGUGUAAAGUCAAUGCGCUUGAGCGAUACAGGUCCCAAGUUACACGUUGCUGGAACAAAUCACCUUGAAUCUGCCAUACGAUGCAGAUCAGAUAGAGAAAUUAUGUCCGUAAUGACUGAAAACCUCAACAAAUAUGACCUGUUUGUUUGUCGGUUAAGAGGACUAGAGUUUGGCAGAGGAUAUGCCACUCCAUCAGCGUUACGUCCUUGCGAAGUAUCAACCCCAGAAGAUGCUCUUGAAUUUUUUUCUGCCUCGUUGCAAGAAGUCUAUGCGAAAUGUUGUUCAGGAACUAUGAUAAUGGUUAUGUCUGGAUCUGGUGACACUAGGCAGUGGAGCGGGAUAAUGAAAGAACUCAAUGACCUGGAUAAGGAAGUUAGAGCUGAAGAAAGGCAAAAACUUCAAAAGGAAAUUGAAGAUGCGGUUGAAGUCGCUAGAGAUGGUGUAGGUUUUAUUAUUCUCAAACGGAAUGGGCCACUUGAGUAG
Molecule: messenger RNA, 1977 nt
Organism: Torulaspora delbrueckii
Lineage: Eukaryota; Fungi; Ascomycota; Saccharomycetes; Saccharomycetales; Saccharomycetaceae
Gene: RNH70
Product: Rnh70p
Exons: 1
Coding region: 1-1977 (658 amino acids)
Cellular component (GO): nucleus
Molecular function (GO): nucleic acid binding; exonuclease activity
Source: RefSeq, a predicted model, not a curated record